Messenger RNA from Lucilia sericata (common green bottle fly), 968 nucleotides. RefSeq lists its product as uncharacterized. The record is from RefSeq and is a predicted model, not a curated record. NCBI's taxonomy places the organism in Eukaryota, Metazoa, Arthropoda, Insecta, Diptera, Calliphoridae. The coding region runs from base 238 to 936 and encodes 232 amino acids. The transcript is spliced from 2 exons.
AGGUGUUCACAUCUCAAGACAUAACAAACAAAACAAAUAGUAAAGAAAAAAAUAAAUUAAUUAUAACAAAUUGUCGUGUAAUUGUUAUAGAAAUAAACGAUUUAAAUUUAUAACGAGAUGUUUUAAGCGCGAGUGAAUUUUUAGCAUUAAAUAAAACGAAAGAAGGAUUUUAACUAAUAAAAUAAUAAUAUUAACAAAAAUUAAUUCCACAUAAAAAAUAAUUAAAAAUAUAUAAACAUGUUGUACACGCGACAGUCUAUCACUUUAUGUUUAAUAUCAUUCCUAACAAUUCUUGCCACACCUGCCUUUCUAGUCAAAGCCUAUAUUAUUGAUACGACUGCAUCAACUGCCCAAUCAACACCCUCUUCCUAUUUGGGUUCAAAAGUUCUAUUUCAAAGUCCUAGUGUCGAAAAUAUUUACAAAGAAAUGAUUGUGUCAUCGAAACCUUUAAAUUUACGCAAAUAUUCAACACGUCCCAAAACUAAGAAGACUAAAAAAGAUUCACGAAUCUAUUAUAUACCCAUACCACCACUGCCAUAUCGUUUUCUACCCGGCAUCGGUUACGAUUAUCAACCUAUGAAAAUUAAACCUUUACUAGUGGAACCAGAGGUGGCUGUGACUACAGAGGAUUAUUCGGGUUAUAAAAUUCCAAAUCCUUAUAAACAUUAUCAACAACAAUUACAAAUGUCCUACUUUAAACCAUUGAUGGCAAUGCAGCAGCAGCAGCAACAACAAAAUUAUCAAAUACCCACAACACAGGCACCAGUUCGAAAACCACCAGUAGCAGAGAGUAAAGUAUUUCGUCUAGAUCGUGACGAUUAUUAUUUUAAUGGUCGGCCAUUUAGAUUGCAAGUGGCGCAUGCUGGUCCAAAAUACAAUUUAACACCGCAAAAUUUAAAAUCAUCAUUUUAUUUCGAUAAAAAUAUUAUUUAUUAAGUUAUACUUUAUAGUUUAAAAAUAAAUGUAAA